Messenger RNA from Magnolia sinica, 1232 nucleotides. RefSeq lists its product as uncharacterized. The record is from RefSeq and is a predicted model, not a curated record. Gene Ontology annotation, cellular component: chloroplast. NCBI's taxonomy places the organism in Eukaryota, Viridiplantae, Streptophyta, Magnoliopsida, Magnoliales, Magnoliaceae.
GCUUCUACACGCGCAUGAAGCCUUCGCUACUGCGUCAGAAAGCUAUCUUACUUUCAACACCCGCAUAAACGCUGCGAGCACACGAUAACCUGCUGCGCCCCAACGUGCACCUCAGAACAAAACGUUCACCGCACCUCAGAACAAAACGUUCACCGCCAACCACUUACCCUUCGCCACGCGAGAGUUAACCUACGCACCCCUCCCUGGCCAUGACGACGACGACGACGACCUUGCCAUGGCAUCCCCUUUUCCAUUCAAAAUUCCAUCCCUCUUCUUCUUCUACCCUAACGACGCUUUUCUCCACCACACAUCUUCCGGGCCAGUCCUUCCCAGCCCGCCACGUGGCGGCCAUCCAGGCCUUCCGCCGGAGCGACUUCGACGGGUUCGCGAAGCGGGUGGCGUCGGGAGAGGCUCUGAAGGACGCGUGGCGGAGCGCCAACGAGGGUUUCGAGCAGCUCGUCUUCGAUGCCAAGCGUGCCGCCGAGCGGUUCGAUCGCCAGUACUCCGUCUCCCGCAAGCUCGAAUCCGUGGCCCGCUCAGCUGCGGACCGCGCCCGUGAGAUUGAUCGGGAGUUCGGGAUCGGACAGCGGUGGCGCACUUUCACCAUCGAUUUCAGCAGGAACUUGCCUGUGUACAGGAGACAGCUGAGUGGUUUUCUGGAAUCUCCAAUCGGGAAGAGCUCUGCUACUAUCUUCUUCCUCUGGUUUGCGUUGUCCGGAUGGUUGUUUAGGAUCUUGAUUUUAGCAACGUGGGUACUGCCAUUUAGCCCCCUCCUCAUAGGGACAGUUGCAAAUAACUUUGUGAUUGAGGGAGCCUGCCCAGCUUGCAAGAGGCGGUUCAUGGGCUACAAGAACCAAGUUAUCCGUUGCACUAAUUGCAGAAACAUUGUAUGGCAACCUGGAGAUAACUUCUCAAGGGGCACACGUCCCUCUUCAACUUCGGAUCCUGACAUUAUUGAUAUAGAGAUUGAGGAGAAAUGAUCUAGUUUGCUGCUUGAUGUGUGGUCCGAAAAUAGAUGUUGGAAGGUUAGAAGAGGAUGCAAGAUCCCCCUGCUUGUUGUUUGUAGCUUGUGGUUUUAGCAGUCACCAUUGGUUUGCUUCUUUUGUACAAUAAUAAUAAUAUAGAUGUAGAAUUAAAAUAACCGUCUUCUCUGUAUAUCUUCAUCAACCCAAGAAAAGGAAAUACAUGCAUACCGAUAAAGAGGAGACUUCUUAGCCCCCUUUGUUACUUCA